UCCUCCCUCGGAAUCAACGCAGCCGAGAGCAACCGCUCCGAUCGAACUGGCCGGCUACUCGAGCCGAGGGAGCCCCCGGAUUUUACCAAAACGCCCACGCCCCGGCUCCUUUUUUUCCCGAACCCACCCUCCCCGAUUCAAACCGUCGCCGCCGUCGCCGAGUGAGUCGCGACUCCCCCAGCGGCGGCCUGCGACCACCCCGUUCCCACCCCGUCGCGUCUCCGGGAAACCGCAUUUGCUUUGCGCCCGUCCCCUCCCCCUCGCAGAGGUCCGAGAGCUGAGCUGCCCCGGGCGGGUGGGUCGUCGUCCGCCCGUGCUGCGGCGGGGGCGGCGGUUACGACGCGGAGAAUUCCGGCACGGGAUGCCGCGAUCCCCGCAGUGAUGUGCGGAUCGGAGCAUGGGUGUGACCCCGCCGGGAGGUAGCGGCUACUGGCGGAGGACUAGGAGCGGGAGCUGCUGACGCCACGAUGUACAUCGCGCGGGAGGCUACCAAGCUAUGGAGGAAGGUGAGCGCGGAGACGACGGCGGAGCUGCAGCUUCUGCUCGAGAAGUGGCAGUUGCUCCUUGCAGGAUUGGUGUUCCAGUACAUUCAUGGAUUGGCUGCUCGAGGAGUACAUUACUUGCACCGGCCCGGACCUCUGCUCCAGGACUUGGGAUUUUUGGCCCUUCCGGAACUUGGCCGAGAGAAAGGUUAUCUUAGCGAGAGCGUAUUCACGUUCAUCUUCAUUUCCUUUCUGUUGUGGAGUUUUCACCCUUUUAUUUAUCAUAGCAAACGUUUCUACACUGUUCUUCUGUGGCGAAGGGUGCUGGCAUUUUUAGUAGCUUCGCAGUUUUUACGGAUUAUCACAUUCUACUCCACUCAACUUCCUGGUCCAAAUUAUCACUGUCGUGAGGGCUCAAAACUUGCCACUCUUCCACCACCAAACAAUGCACUCGAAGUGCUCCUUAUUAACUUUCCUCAUGGAGUGCUUUUUGGUUGUGGUGAUCUGAUAUUCUCAUCUCACAUGAUCUUUACCCUAGUGUUUGUGCGCACAUACCAUAAAUAUGGAUCAAACAGGUUGAUUAAGCUCCUUGCUUGGCUGAUGGCUAUAGUUCAGAGUCUUCUUAUAAUUGCUUCUCGCAAGCACUACACUGUGGAUGUUGUUGUUGCUUGGUACACUGUUAAUUUAGUUGUAUUCUUUGUUGAUAAGAACCUGCCAGAAAUGCCAGAUCGUACAAAUGGGUUAUCUUUGCUUCCAGUAAGCUCAAAAGAUAAAGAUGGCAGGAUGAAGGAAGAGCUCCAUAAGCUUGACAGCAGGAUGAGGGAUGAGGUGCAUAAAUUAUUAAAUGGAAACUCUGUCGAUGCUACUGAUCGGCGACAACGAGUGCAGAUGAAUGGAAAGCAUGGAGAAGACAUGAACCACACUGUCUCUGAUGCCCCUCCCACGGGUACAUGAUCAGCUGCUUUUCAUUGUUCUAUUGUCCUCAACAUGGACAGGGGAAUCUGCCGGGAAAAAAACUUAAAAAAGAAGAAAAUUGCCUGGUGUAUGAUGAAAAGCUUCUCAGGUACCUGCAAGGCUGCAACAUCAUUUUGUUCUGCUGCUCUCUAUGGCAUGGUGACAGAUAAAUGAGGCAGUGUUGAAGUAGUGGUAGAAAAUGUAAAAGGAUCAGAAUCUCGCGGCUUUCCUCAGAUGCUGCUGCUACAGUUUUGCAUUCUUCAGACCUUUUAAAACCGAUGAUAUUAGAGAGAGAAAAAUUUGAUCUUUGAUGUAAAUAUCGAUUAGAUUCAGCUUUAGUUCCAGCUCUAAAAAAAAUAUUGUCAGCUGUGGUGAAUUGGUGAUUGCUAAUUUAUGUUCAUUGGUAGUAAUUGUAUGUGAGGCUGUGA
Setaria italica (foxtail millet) is the source of this 1864-nucleotide messenger RNA. Its product is annotated as phosphatidylinositol:ceramide inositolphosphotransferase. Bases 468 to 1436 code for a protein of 322 amino acids. The record is from RefSeq and is a predicted model, not a curated record. Gene Ontology annotation, biological process: ceramide biosynthetic process. Gene Ontology annotation, cellular component: endoplasmic reticulum membrane; trans-Golgi network; Golgi membrane. Gene Ontology annotation, molecular function: inositol phosphoceramide synthase activity; sphingomyelin synthase activity; ceramide cholinephosphotransferase activity. The transcript has 12 exons. Lineage: Eukaryota; Viridiplantae; Streptophyta; Magnoliopsida; Poales; Poaceae.